This is a messenger RNA of Loxodonta africana (African savanna elephant), 3611 nucleotides long. It is a transcript of the gene ETFRF1, whose product is annotated as electron transfer flavoprotein regulatory factor 1. The record is from RefSeq and is a predicted model, not a curated record. The transcript has 3 exons. Lineage: Eukaryota; Metazoa; Chordata; Mammalia; Proboscidea; Elephantidae. Bases 982 to 1254 code for a protein of 90 amino acids. Gene Ontology annotation, biological process: respiratory electron transport chain. Gene Ontology annotation, cellular component: mitochondrion.
GUCUUGUUUUCCGGAUUCUGGGGUGUGGAGACGGUGAACUGUGUUUUGGACGAGGACUGACUGGUGUGGGCGGGUGUGGAAAGAGGUGUCAGAGCGUCUUUUGACGUUGACAGCCUAUGUCCCUUUUUAUUUUCCUAGCGUGUGUUGGGGCGGUUCUUUCUGUGGGAUUUCGGGAAGGAAGGGAGCAGGUUUCGUGAUUGGGUCAGAUGACUGACCCCCGGGUGGGCAGUUUGGAUCGUCAGAGUUUAGGCCAGAACGGGAGGGGACUUGUCUCCCUUUACUCUUAACUGGCCAUUUAGAUAAAGAGGUAAAUAAAUUGACUCAAGAAGCUUGGGUAUUUCGAAAUUAAUGACCUUGGCAUUAUUCUCUAUACAUUGAAUUGUUAAUUUUCUGUGCAAGGUAUAGGUCCUUUUCCCCAGGGGCCUCGCUAGAUAAGGACUAGGAAAUGGUUUGAAGCAAUUCUUAGGUAAAACAUUGCUUAUAGAUGAAGCAAGACUCAUUAUUUUGCCCAAGGUCACAGACUAAAUGUAUUAACCAACAGCACAACCUUCAGUUUAGGCUCUUCCCCACACGAAGAAACACUGGCACCUUAAACCAACAAGAAAACUAGAAGAAAUUAAGUGAGGUCGUUCUUUAUUCAAAGCUCAGCUGAAUUCUCUAUGAUUCUAGGACCUACGCACUGUUUUACCAUGACAAGCUUCAUCAGGUAGAGUCAAGUCUACCGGAACUCAACUAAUAAUUACAUUGCAAUGCAUUUCUUUGCAGGUUUACCUUCAGCUUUUACUGCUAUCUGAACAAUAACUUGAUGCACCAUUCCCGUUGCCAUACAGUUGGUUCCGACGCAUAGCGACCCUAUAGGACAGAGUAUAACUGCCUCAUAGGGUCUCCGAAGCUGUAAUCUUUACAGAAUCAGACUGCUACAUCUUUCCCCUGCUGAGUGGCUGGUACGUUAUGUGCAAACGUGGGUACUUUCCGUGACAAAUGAAAAUGGCCAAUUCUUUAAGAGGAGAAGUAAUGAAUCUUUAUAAAAAUCUGCUGUAUCUUGGGAAAGACUAUCCAAAAGGAGAAGACUAUUUUAAAAGGCGUCUGAAGAGUGUUUUCCUUAAAAACAAAGAUGUGAAGGACCCAGAGAAGAUCAAAGAACUUAUUGGACGAGGCGAAUUUGUCAUGAAAGAGCUAGAAGCCUUAUACUUUCUUAGGAAAUACAGAGCUAUGAAACAACGCUAUUAUUCAGAUGUCAACAAAACUAACUAAUCAUUAUUACUAUAAUUGUGGCUGAAAAUCAGUGUCAGCUAUUUAUGCACACCAAAUAUUGUAAAAUAAUUCUAACUGAAAAUGAUGAAGUUAAACACAUCAUGUAAAAAAUACCUGAGCUGCCUUACUUAACUAAAAUUAAUAGAUUUCAACUUCUAUUGAUAGCGACAGCUUCAUCAGUCAUCCUUUAUCCACAGUUUUAUACUAAAGUGGUAAUUUAGCUAUAUAAUGUUGUCAGCUACCAAUUAUAAAAUCAUUAAUGGACACUCAGUUUUGGAAUUAAAAUACUUAAUUUUUUUUCACACCUAUGAAGUUCUAGCCAAUUUAUCUUAGCCCAUUUCUCCAAUUUAUUGAUAGACAAUGCCAUUCAAUAUACACUUAACUACGCAAAAUCAUUUCUUGCACAUUUACUCCCUUUAACUUUUGAAGGAGUAACUUAUUUUUGACCCAAUUUGAUAUAAUAAUAGUACACAUUUAAGUUUCUUUAGUAAAUAGCACCUGUUAAUGAUUUAAAUAUAGUUACAGAAGUAACUAUAUGCACAGAGUAAGUAAGUAAUAUGUAUGCUAUCUGCAGUAAGAUUGACUUCCGACCUAGAAAUAGCCUGCCAUUGAUUGGCAUUAGGUACAAAAUUCAGUUAUUUCUAUUAUUAAUUUUGCUGCUGGCUCCCUUGGGGCCUUAAAACAAAUCACCUGUUGUGCAUUAAUUUCUUUGAUAAAACAAUAAAUAAUUUUGUUCCUUUGUCAUGAAGAGAGAUUUGUUUUCCAUCUACUUCUAAAUUAGUUAAUAUGACAGUGGACCUAAAACACAGCAUGGUUUUAAGUUUAAGCAAACAAAACCUCUACGUAAUGUUCACAGCACCUUUCAUAAAUACAUAAUUUUUCUAACUUAACAAUCUGCAACAAAAACAAUUCACUAAUAUGCUGUAGUAUCUGUGGCUUAUGAAGUAAUUUGUGUCAACUGCAAGGCAAAUGUUUCAAAUUUCCAUCAAGAAAUACACACUCUCAGAGUCACCAUAACUAGUUUUAUUACAUUACAAUAAUUAGGAGCAGUACAGUUCAUGACAAAAAUAUUACAAAUUUCAGAUCACUCCACAGCACAUACUCCUAUAAACAUUUCAAAGUUAAUUAAAAGAGUGGUCAUUUUUAAAUUUAAUGUUUGAUAUGACCAACAUUCCUAGGUCAGCGCAACCAAAUGAUGGAGAACAACUGGAUCACACUGCAUAUGUCCCACAAAAAAAAAAAAAAAAGCACAAUGUACAAAAUGUGCAUGUUUCAGUUUACACUAUACAAAAAUAGUUAAAAUACAUUCCAGGUAAACAUGUUACAUUAAGAAAUAGUACUAGUAAGAAAUUGGCACUCAAAGGAAAAAAGCAAAAGUAUUUUCAACAUGAAAACACCAAGACAGUGGAUCUGGAAACUUCUAGGUAAAACAUGUCUCCCACUUAGCUCAAUGGGAGGAAACCCUCUGUAAUGGACAUUUCUGCAGGUAAUAACUUUCUUUUUAUUAAACUCAUCUAAGUUGCCUAUUAUCCCAAACAGGCACUUAAAACUAUUAGGCUAAAACACAAAUCUUAAACUAGUUAUGACUAUUCUGUAAGAACUGAUGUGAACUUAUCUUUAGAAAGAAGCAAUUUUCAUAUUCUGACUAAAUUUACAGCUACCAGUUGUAUGCUACUCAGUUUCUCAAGGCAGAAUUCAUGCUACCCAAUAUUAACACAGAAAUUAUUAAAUAUAAAUUCGGCUUUAAAGUAACUGCUGGGUUUUUUAAAUCAUUAAUACAUAAUUAUCAAUAUUAUUACUUUUUGACAAAUGGAAAUGACUCCAGAUAAUUUUUAUUGUCCCCCCAUAAUUAAACGUGUAUAUGUUGAGAAAAAACGGUUAGAAGAAAAAAAAAAUCACUGGUACACAAAUGAGAUGAACUUGUGCAAACUGCAACUUAACAUGCCUCACAAAGUUUCUCUGUAUAUUAGGACAAAAUUGUGCAAUGGUGGCAAAGGUUUCUGAUAACUUAUAAAAGUUAGGUCCUAAAUUCCUAUGCAGUGUGACUCAGUUAAAUAGAACCUAGCAUUCCUAAUUGGGAAUAUUCACUCAAAUUAUACUACAUACUUCUGCUACAUUCUUCCACAAACAUGUUAAUGUCUAAGACUAUGUAUUUGAGCAAUUUUUUUAACUUCAAAAAGGAUUUUUAUCUUUAAGGCUGUAACAAUUAGAUAACAUCUUAUUUCUAGGAUCGUCUCCCCUUUUAAAAUCUCUACAAAAACAAUUUAUUGUCAAACUAUUCAAAAUCCACAUAAUAAUGGAUAAUUACCACUGCCUUAAAAAAAAAAAAAAAUUGCCCAGCUACAUAAAAAAUUCAA